Molecule: messenger RNA, 414 nt
Organism: Rotaria sordida
Lineage: Eukaryota; Metazoa; Rotifera; Eurotatoria; Philodinida; Philodinidae
Source: the annotation of a GenBank genome assembly
AUGGGAGCAAGUAUGGUUUGUAUGUGUAGCGAUCUUGCUACACUUUCAAUUGCAUUCAAUCCAAUAUUAGAUCCCUCAUUAACAUCUAGUGUGAUGUAUUAUAGAACACUACAGAGAUAUCCGAAAACAAUUAUUUUGAAACAAGUACAGACAAAUAUUGAUAAAAUUAUGAAUGAAAAUCAACAAUCUAUUUUACAUGUACAUUGGAGUGAAAAAUCACCAAGUGAUAUUAUUCAACUGAAAUUAAUUUCAAAUCAAAAUGUAAUAUAUUUCACUGAUGUAGAUAAAUGUAACAAGCGUAAAGGAGUCUAUUUUUGGCUUCAUGAUUGCAAUACUCAUGUUUUACCACAAGAUUUGAAACGUCGAGGAAUUUUAACUCAAAUUUUACAACAUCACUUGAAUGCUUUAGUAUAA